AUGGAACGACAAAGAGCACCUCCUGAGCUAACAGGUGACAACUAUGCGUACUGGAAGGCCCGCACCAAAAUGCAUCUACGAGCUCAAGGGGAGAGGGUCUGGAGGGCUGUUCUCACUGGUUGGUCUCAUCCCACCAAAGAUGGAGACAAUACAGGAGAUCCUCCAGUCCUCAAACCGGAAGUGAAAUGGACAGAGACUGAGAUGACUACUGCAAGCUUCAAUCAUAAAGCGUUAGAUACUAUAUUUUCUUUAAUGCAUGAGAGUCAAUUUACCAUUGUUGCAGGAUGUGAUUCGGCCAAAGAAGCUUGGGAUGCCCUUGAAACUACUUAUGAAGGAACUGCAUCAGUUAAACAAUCCAAACUCCAAAUGGUUCAAACCUACUUUGAAGAUCUAAAGAUGAAAGAUGAUGAAACCAUAGUGGACUUUCAUGCUCGGGUACAAGAACUAGCCAAUAGGGCAAGCAUUCUAGGUGAACCAAUCACUCAAGAACGACUCGUCAAAAAGAUUCUUCGCUCACUCCCUCCAAGGUUUCGAAUGAAAGUUACAGCCAUUCAGGAGCACGAUGGAUGGGAAAAGAAAACGGUACAACAAUUGAUGGGAAGCCUACAAACUUAUGAGAUGGAAAUCUUGGGCGGACCUGAAACAAAAGGAAAAACCGUAGCAUUCACUGUAGAAGCCGCUGGAGCUGUUUCUGAUCCAGAUGAGGUAAGUGAUGAUCCAGUAGUCUUUUUAACUAAAGGUUUUCCUAAAUUGUUGCAACAGGUAAAACAAAGACAAACUGGAAAGCCUGGCAAGUUUCAAGGUCAAAAAGGAUCAGGAUCAAGUGCAAAUCGAAACAAUCAAAGAUCAAACUCAUCCAGCCAACGACCGGGUGCUUCUCGAAACUCUCAAUCUAAAGACAAAACCGGAGGCAAAGGGAUCAAAUGUUAUGAAUGUGAAGGGUAUGGCCAUGUGCAGGCUGAAUGUCCAACCUAUUUGAGAAGGAAGAAGUCAAUGAAAGUUGCCCUUACCUGGAGUGAUGAUGAUGAACCAGAAACUGAUCCAGGUUCUGAUCCAGAUGAGAUCUCCGGAAACUUUGUUACCUUUACAGCUCUUACAACUACUGUAUCUGCUUCUGCAACUGGCGAAGAAUCAGAAAUUGAAGAGUAUGUGUCAUCAGAAGAUCAAGAUUUACCUGCACCUUCAUUUGAAGUAGAAUAUAUAAAAUUGUAUGCUAAAUGGGAAAUUCUUGUAAAAGUCAAUAGGUCUCUGUCUAGUCAGGUUAGCAUUCUAGAAAAUGCCAAAAAAGUGUAUCUAUCUAAAAUAUCUGACAGGGACAGCAUCAUUGAAGACAGUCACAAGAAAGAAGAAAAUCUCAAACAUGAGCUAGAAGAUCUCAAAAAGGAACUGGAGCAACUCAAACGCAAGAUAAAAAUGAUGGACAACACAUCCACCUUAGACCAAAUUUUAGAUUCUGGUCGAAAGACAUCUACAAAAUAUGGGUUAGGCUACUCUGGAGGAAAGGACAAAGCUACUACAAUUUUCGUCAAAGCCUCAGGCUCUGACUCAGUCUCUGGAGCAGAUCAAGAUCGACCAGAAACUAGUACAGCUCGGCGUCAAGUUAACUUUGCUCCAAAGAAAACAUCAAUCAAGGUCAGAGUGUAUAAUCCUAUAUGUCAUUACUGCAGGGUACGUGGACAUACAAAACCGGAGUGCUUCUUCUUCUACAAAGACCAACGUUGUGAGAAAUACACAAACAAAUCUAUCACCCCGUUUGUCAAGCAAAUUUGGGUGAAGAAAAGUGACUUUGUAUGUCGUGUCUCUUUCCACUCUACGAGUACUAACAGAAAAGAGAGAUGGUACUUUGACAGUGGAUGCUCGCGGCAUAUGACGGGUGAUGCUAAGUACCUAAACAACAUAAAGGGAAGUACAGGAGAAGUAACUUUUGGUGACAGUGUUAAGGGAAAGAUCACUGGAACUGGCACUCUAAAUGUCACAGGUCUACCCAAACUCCCACAAGUUCUAUUGGUGGAAGGUCUGCAUGCAAAUCUGAUUAGUAUCAGCCAAUUAUGCGAUCAAGAAUGGAAAGUGUGCUUUACAAAAGACAGCUGCAACGUUACAGACUACAGAAAGAACUGUGUCAUGGAAGGUAAACGCUCUUCUGAUAAUUGUUAUAUACUUAUUAACGAUUCUUAUUGUUAUAGGUCCAACAUAAAAGAAUCAAAACUGUGGCAUCAAAAGUUAGGUCACUUGAAUUAUCGCUCACUUGAAAAAUUGAUCAAGAUUGAGGGUGUUCGAGGUCUACCUAAUAUCUAG
Molecule: messenger RNA, 2295 nt
Organism: Ipomoea nil (Japanese morning glory)
Lineage: Eukaryota; Viridiplantae; Streptophyta; Magnoliopsida; Solanales; Convolvulaceae
Exons: 1
Coding region: 1-2295 (764 amino acids)
Molecular function (GO): nucleic acid binding; zinc ion binding
Source: RefSeq, a predicted model, not a curated record